AUGGUACGCCCAGCGACCUCAGUACUGCUACAAGGAGUCCCCCAGACAGCUACGCAAACUCUUUUCCUCUUUCCGGAUGGAGCAGGCUCAGCCUCAGCUUAUAUCAAGCUUCCGAAGAUCCGUCCAGAUCUUGCGGUUGUCGGUCUCAAUUGUCCUUUCGUACGACACCCGGAGGAGAUGACAUGUACACUGGAUGAACUGGUCGGCUCCUACCUGAACGAAAUCCGCAGGCGCAAGCCAAGCGGCCCCUACAACUUUGGUGGCUGGUCAGCAGGGGGCAGUCUAGCCUUCAAAGCAGCGUCAGAGCUCAUAUCGCAAGGUGACGAAGUCUCCAGCUUGACUCUGCUUGAUAGCCCGGCGCCACAGAAGUUGGGAAAGCUGCCGCAGCGCUUCUUAGACCACCUGCGUGAAGCUGGAGUUUUUCAAAGCGGCGUCCCGGGUGGACCAACCAAAGAGAUGCCUAAAACACUCAUGCCUCAUUUCAAUGGCACCAUGGAAAUCAUGGCUGGCUAUCGUCCCAAGCCUCUUCCUGAGGGCAAGUCACCCAAGACUACUAUCAUUUAUGCAACCGAUUCAGCUCUGAAGGGAGACAAGGCAUUUGCUUCGCAACCUGGUGAUCCGGAUGACAUGAAGUUUUUGACCGAGAACAAGACCGAUCUCUCCGCUACUGCGUGGAAAGAACUGGUCCCUGGUGUAGAAGUCAAGGUAGAGAGGGCAGAGGGGGCAGAUCAUUUCAGUCUGAUGGUCUGUAAAUCGCAUGAGGUCGGUGUGUGGCCAUUGCUAAUAUUUACUUAG
Molecule: messenger RNA, 795 nt
Organism: Bacidia gigantensis
Lineage: Eukaryota; Fungi; Ascomycota; Lecanoromycetes; Lecanorales; Ramalinaceae
Exons: 1
Coding region: 1-795 (264 amino acids)
Biological process (GO): biosynthetic process
Source: RefSeq, a predicted model, not a curated record